Insectozyma verbasci is the source of this 528-nucleotide messenger RNA. The record is from the annotation of a GenBank genome assembly. Lineage: Eukaryota; Fungi; Ascomycota; Pichiomycetes; Serinales; Debaryomycetaceae.
AUGACAUUUCCUCCAAAUGAUAUAAUAUCAAUUGUUGAUGAAAUUGCAGAAAUAUUAAGAUCUCGAAAUCAAACUUUGGCUAUUUCUGAAGCUGCUUGUGGUGGUUUAAUAUCUGCUUAUAUUGUGUCUGUUCCUGGAGCUUCUGAUUUUUAUAUUGGUGGUAAAUUAACUUAUUCAUUACGUCAAAGAUUAAAAAAUUCUGGAUGGUCAGAUUUUGAAAUUUCAAAAUAUGUUGGUCCAAGUGAACAAGUUGCUUUAAAAUUAGCUAGAACUACAAAAUAUGAAUUUGGUUCAAAUUAUGUAUUAUCAGAAACUGGAUUUGCUGGUCCACUGUCAAAUUUACAUUUAAGAGAAGAAAAUGAGGAAAAGAAUAACUUGGAAGAUGUUGGGAAUGUUUAUAUUGGUUUAUCUGGUCCUAAUGGUGAUUCAUCAGCUCAUUUUAAGACUGAUAAUCAUGAUAGAAGUUAUAAUAUGAUGGAAUUUGCUAAAUUAGCAUUACAAUUCUUGUUAGAGAAGUUAAAGGAGUAG